Molecule: messenger RNA, 852 nt
Organism: Acyrthosiphon pisum (pea aphid)
Lineage: Eukaryota; Metazoa; Arthropoda; Insecta; Hemiptera; Aphididae
Gene: Dh31
Product: diuretic hormone class 2
Exons: 4
Coding region: 130-501 (123 amino acids)
Biological process (GO): body fluid secretion
Molecular function (GO): G protein-coupled receptor binding; diuretic hormone activity
Source: RefSeq, a predicted model, not a curated record
CGCGGAGUAUAAACGAGCGCCACAAGUUGAUCGGCAUUUCACAAGUAUCACGGUCGUUGGAGCAACAGCCACUCUUUACGUAUACCUCCUACUGCAGCGGACUUCGCAUUCAGUCGGGAUAUCCAUCGUAUGUUCACAGGAAACAUGAUGGUGGGAGCUUCGGUGGCGUGUGGUUUGUUGGUUGUGAUACUUGUGUGCACCAUCCCAGCAUCGUUAUCUGCACCUUAUCCAUUGUUACAAGGGCAAAAUAACGCGUACUUGUCAUCAGAAAACGAUGGAGAUCCUGAAGUUAUGUUGGAAUUAUUGGCCCGAAUAGGCCAAAAUAUCAUGAGAGUUAAUGAAUUGGAAAAUUCUAAGCGUGGGCUUGAUUUGGGCUUAAGCCGAGGCUACUCAGGCACACAAGCAGCAAAACAUUUAAUGGGCAUGGCAGCGGCUAAUUUUGCUGGUGGUCCAGGACGCCGACGUCGCAGUGAUAUGCUUCCUAAGCUUCUUACACCUUAAACUUUUAGUUUGUUAAAAAUUAUAUUUACAAACUAUUUCAUUAAAAUAAAUACUAAAUAUUAUAUAAAUAUAUGAAUUAUAUAUAUAUAAUAUAAAUAUAUAUAUAUAUUUAUAUUAUAUAUAUAGACAUAUUACAAGUCAAUGAUUAUUAUAAGCAUAAUCCAUCCAUUGUUUUGUGAAUGUUAUCCCACCUUCAGUAGAAUGUUAACAGAUUAUAAAAUGUUAUAGAUUAGCAUAAUUGCUUACUGUACGUGUUUCUUUUAAUUAGACUAUUUAAAUUGUAAACUCAAUGACUUAAAAUGUUUAACUCUUAUUUUAUUUUAUGUCGAAAUACAGCAUUCCUGUUUUAAA